CUGGGGAUAAUUCUUUUUUUUAUUGCAUUGCUAUUGCCAGGGUGGACUAAUAUUGAUUUUAUUAACGUUGAACAAGAAAAUGUUCACGUUGCACUUGGAGUUUGGGGAGAAUGGCGAACUGUUAUGAAUGGAACAAUGAGGAGAGCUGAAUGGAUUCCGCAUUUUCCUAAUCCAUCUGAGACUGUACUUCGGUUAGCCGAUGCGGAUUUAAAACAUUAUUAUCGCUCACAGAUGGUAAUUGGUAUUAUUGCGCUGGUGUUGAUGGUUGCUAACAACUGUUUAGCAAUUUAUUCAUUUUAUCACCAUAGAUAUAUGUAUAAACGACUUACAGCUUGCCUUCAUAUCGUUAUUGCAAUGUGUAUUGUAAUUGUUAUCGAGGUGCUUUCUAAAAGCAUUAACGAGUGGAAUUUGUCGGUGGCGCAACAAUCAGUGGAUCGCGACUGGGACUACUCAGUUGGACAAACAACUGGUUAUCCAUCAUAUAUGGCUUAUGCAUGUGUUUUCAUAUAUAUUUUUGCAGCCAUAGCUUUUGCUGUGAGCUCACAUAAACAGAAAGGAUCUCGGGCAGCAACUGCUGAAUUUGAAAUUGAAGAUAGACCAAUUCAUAUCGGAAGAUGA
This is a messenger RNA of Dracunculus medinensis (Guinea worm), 618 nucleotides long. The record is from the annotation of a GenBank genome assembly. Lineage: Eukaryota; Metazoa; Nematoda; Chromadorea; Rhabditida; Dracunculidae.